AUGAGCGACGCGCCAGACGAGGGUGUAGUAGGACCGCUGGAUCUUUCUGAAGACGAGAAGCGAGCAUUGGCGCUCUACGACCAGCUCCGGAGCAUACGGCUCGAGAUUGGCCUUUUAAAGGCGCGGGAAUCGUUCACAGGAGUUGUCGGUGAAGGAGAUAUUGCGGCUAGACAAAGACAAUUGCUGGAGGCACGCGCCUCUUACGUUUUGCGUAACGAAGUGGUCGACAGCGUCCUGACAGUCAAUGCUGUCCUCAAAGCUGUGCACGGCGCUACGCAAGCCUCGCCCAUCGAGCGGGAUCUUUUACCGGCCAUCAAACAGAGAGACGCUGCGUCCAAGGCCGUUGCGCAAGAAUCGUCUGCGCGGCGCGAAGCUCAUGACGAGAGUGCGACGGUGGCGGCAGAGCUCCGCCAAUUGGAGAAACAAAACGCUCGUCUCGCAGCGGAAGUACGGGAGCUUGCGCUGGCAAUAGCAGCAACGGACCAGCUAGGUCCAGCGACAGCAGGCGACGAGGGAGACAUGGACGAGGCGAUCUUGGAGCGGAAGAAGCUGUUAUCAGGCGUCAAGACGAGCCGGCAGCGCUGGACGCUAAUCAAAGGCGCUGCAAGUGCUAUCAUUGUCGGGAGUGGAGUCGACUGGACAAAAGAGGUAGCUCUCAGUGAUAUUGUCCUCGACUCGGAAUGA
Messenger RNA from Sporothrix brasiliensis 5110, 684 nucleotides. RefSeq lists its product as uncharacterized. The record is from RefSeq and is a predicted model, not a curated record. Lineage: Eukaryota; Fungi; Ascomycota; Sordariomycetes; Ophiostomatales; Ophiostomataceae. Bases 1 to 684 code for a protein of 227 amino acids. The transcript is spliced from 2 exons. Gene Ontology annotation, cellular component: kinetochore. Gene Ontology annotation, biological process: kinetochore assembly.